Daphnia carinata is the source of this 2286-nucleotide messenger RNA. Its product is annotated as sodium-dependent phosphate transport protein 2B-like. The coding region runs from base 167 to 2005 and encodes 612 amino acids. Gene Ontology annotation, cellular component: membrane. Gene Ontology annotation, biological process: sodium-dependent phosphate transport. NCBI's taxonomy places the organism in Eukaryota, Metazoa, Arthropoda, Branchiopoda, Diplostraca, Daphniidae. The record is from RefSeq and is a predicted model, not a curated record. Gene Ontology annotation, molecular function: sodium:phosphate symporter activity. The transcript has 11 exons.
UUGCAUUCCGAACAAAUGAAACGUUUUCAAUAAAUUCGUCCGCAAACACCUGGUCGCGUAGCAGUUCACUAGUAACUCUCACUAGUCUUGGAAGAUAUUAUUUGAAACAGUCCUGUUGUCAAAUAAAAUCGACUAAGCUCAACGCUCACCGGAACCGGCAACGAAGAUGACCAACACACUGAUCCCUACAUCUGCCGAUCCGAAAGAAAAGAACAGCGAACAUUCUUCGGAUGCCAUGUCUGUUAGCAAUGACGUUGAAAGCAAUAGCAGUAUUGAUUCCAGAAGGAAUAAGGCUCAAUCAGAGACAUCUGAUAGCCCAAGUGUUGACAGUGUCCCGGCACCAGCAUCAGCCGAAGAGGAUCCAUGGGCGAUUGUUGAGCUCGUCGACAAUUCUGAAAAAUGGGAAGAUAUGAGCACGAAAGCCAAAGUAAUCCGAGUGGUGACCAACGUCUCGAAAAUACUUGCUGCUAUUGGCUUACUGUACUUCUUCAUCUGCUCGCUAGACCUACUUUCCAGCGCAUUUCGCCUGAUAUCUGGAAAAACAGCUGGUACAAUUUUCCAGCAGAGCGAGCUCAUGCAAAAUCCUGUCGUUGGAUUGAUGAUUGGCAUUUUAGUCACCGUAUUGGUUCAGAGUUCUUCCACGUCAACUUCCAUCAUUGUGAGCAUGGUCGGAGCUGGUGUUCUGACCGUUGCAAUGGCAAUCCCAAUCAUCAUGGGUGCCAACAUUGGAACUUCAGUUACUAACACCAUCGUUUCCUUUACUCAAAUCGGCAACAAAAAUGAAUUUAGAAGAGCCUUUGCUGGCGCAACGGUACACGACAUGUUCAAUUGGUUGACAGUGAUCGUUCUUUUUAUCGUUGAAGUCGUUUGCCAACCCAUCUUCGGUGUUGGCUACUUGGAGUGGUUGAGUGGCGUCAUCGUCAACGGAGUCAACACGUCUUCUGGCGAAGGAGAAAUAAAAAUUUUGACGGUAGUAACAGAUCCUUUCGUAGACCUUAUCAUACAGUUAGAUUCGAAAGUGUUAAAAGGCUGGGCUAACGAUGAUCCUCGUUACGAAAAUGCUUCGCUAAUUCAGCAAUGUGGCGGAAAUGUCACCGACCCAAUACCAUGCGACGGAGAAUUUCUAUUUGAAGACACCGGAAUGGAAGACUGGGCUGUGGGAUUAAUUCUUCUGGCCAUUUCACUGAUCAUACUUUGCAGCUGCCUUAUUUUCCUUGUCAAGAUCCUCAACUCCAUGAUGCAAGGACACAUUGCUAACGUCAUCAAACGCGUGAUCAACGCCAAAAUCCCUUACGUUCCAUGGCUCACCGGUUACAUAGCCCUUGCUGUCGGAGCUGGAAUGACUUUCAUAGUUCAGUCUAGCUCUGUCUUUACAUCAGCGCUUACUCCACUUGUUGGUAUCGGUGUUAUAUCGCUAGAGCGAGUCUAUCCGCUCACUUUGGGGUCCAACAUUGGUACGACAACAACAGCCCUUCUUGCCGCUUUAGCAGCUUCGCCAGAUGCGCUGCACGACACCUUGCAAAUAUCUUUGGUCCAUCUAUGCUUCAACGUCACUGGCAUCUUACUUUUCUAUCCUAUCCCAUUCAUGCGGUUUCCGAUUCCAAUGGCUAAGUUUCUCGGCAACGAAACUGCCAAGUAUCGAUGGUUCGCCAUUCUCUAUCUAGUAGGAAUGUUCUUCUUCUUGCCUGCUAUAGUUUUGGGUCUUUCCAUUGCUGGCACCAUCGCAUUGCUAGUCGUAGGCGUUCCGGUCUUAAUUGUUUUGAUCGCCAUAGCCGUCAUCAAAAUUUUGCAGCGAAAGUGGCCUUUUCUUUUGCCUUCCGUCAUGCGGGAUUGGAAGUGGCUGCCUGUUGGAUGUCGAUCCCUGGAGCCGUACGAUCGCCAGUUCGCCAAAUGCGCUUGCUGUAACAAGUUUCGACAGGGUGAAGAUAGUAAAGAAAACAACACGACGAGUUCCGUUGUUCUCGUCGAAUCGGAAAGUUCAACCGAUUUGAAUCAGACAACCUGAAAAUUAAUCGAGUUUCCAUCUCGUCCUAAGACUACCUGUAAAACAAUGGCGACCGCAAUAGGUACAAGGCCAUAAGCUACGCAACAUUUUUAUCGACCAUCCGGUAUACUGAAAUGAUGGGAUUAGGUUACAUUUCGUGUCUUCGGAAAAUUUAUAAACCAAUGGUGUAUUCUCAAAUAAUUUUGCGGUUGUUUUAUUUUUCAAGUUUUUUUUGCUUGAUUUGGCACUGACCACAUUCAAACGUACCAUUGGCUAUACUGCCUCAAUAAAACUAGCAAGAG